AUGCCGCUCUGUCUCACCUUCAUCGACUUGAAAAAGGCCUUCGACUCAGUUGAGACGGAAGUGGUCGCGGAAACCUUGGACAACCAAGGCGUGCCUACUCAGCACAUAAGCGGAACGAAUGCUGACCGGAUUCGACGAAACAUGUGGAUACAGUCUUCAGCUGAAUCUGCAAAAGACGAUAUUCAUGCGGAACGGAUGGGAUGCCCCAUUCACGCUCAACGGAACGAGCAUGUCCGAAUGCACCGGCUACGUUUACCUGAGUUGGGAAUUGAACGUGAUGACGACCUGACCCCCAGCUGGGCAGGAGGAGACGAGCGCCUUGGAGAGCGUAUAAGAGCAACGAGGAUGUAG
This is a messenger RNA of Necator americanus (New World hookworm), 351 nucleotides long. RefSeq lists its product as uncharacterized. The record is from RefSeq and is a predicted model, not a curated record. Bases 1 to 351 code for a protein of 116 amino acids. NCBI's taxonomy places the organism in Eukaryota, Metazoa, Nematoda, Chromadorea, Rhabditida, Ancylostomatidae. The transcript has 2 exons.